AGUUUAAAUAUUAAAGGUCUAACAUUUCAACACUUUGCUAUCGCGCAGCAUUGAGCUUGGGAUUCAGGACAGAAUGCUGAAGGAGCUGCUUCACAGGAAGAAGCUUUUCUUGUUUACCUUCGUGACGGGAAUUGGCUGCAGUUUCCAGUUUGGUUUCAAUGUGUCCGUCAUCAAUUCAGCCUCAGCCUUUGUCAAGGUCUUUAUCAAUGAAACCUGGAUGGAACGACAUGAGACACCUCUGCAGGAGUACGCCGCCAAACUGAUCUGGUCCUUCAUUGUGUCUGUGCUUCCUGUUGGGGGAAUAGUAGGAACAUACGUUGGUGGUCACCUUACAACAAAGUAUGGGAGAAAGAAAUGCAUGUUGUACAAUAACAUUGCGAUCAUCUUGAUCUCAAUGAUCAUGGGCUUGAGCCGGAGGGCAAGAUACUUCGAGAUCAUCCUGGUGGCAAGAUUCCUGUACGGAAUAAGCAUAGGCUUCGGUAUAAUGUGUCACAGUCUGUACCUCGGGGAAAGUGCGCCAAAGGAUCAAAGAGGAGCUGUGUGCAUGAGUCGGCCUAUGCUUUUUGCAUUCGGCAAGUUCAUGGGUCAGGUCGUUGGGCUCAGAGAAAUUCUGGGUCGUGAAAGUACCUGGCCUUUGCUCCUGGCGUUCAGUGGUCUCCCAGCCCUAAUUCAGCUUGUCACUCUGCCCUGGUUCCCAGAGAGCCCCAGAUAUCUCCUGAUUGAGAAAGGAAACCGAGCCCUGUGCCAGGAUGCGCUGCGAAGACUGUGGGGUUCAGGUGAUUUUACUGAGGAAAUUAAUGACAUGAUGGCAGAGCGGGCAGCGAUUGAUAGCGAUAGAGCAAAGAGUAUUAGGGAGGUGUUCAGAGACCGUACCAUACGAUGGCAGUUAAUAUCUGCCAUGGUGAUCAGUAUGGCUUCACAGCUGUCCGGCAUCAAUGUGAUCUACUUUUACACUACUGACGUUUAUGAACAGUUGGGAAUUCCCAAGGAUAAGAUCUCAUAUGUGGGAGUCGGAUCAGGUUUCAUUGAAAUUUUGACCUCAGUGAUCUGUAUUCUGUUCAUUGAACGAGUUGGACGCAAGGUUCUCAUGUGGAGAGGUUACAGUUUCAUGGCUGUGUGGAUGCUCAUCUUGACAGUAACACUCACGCUGAGGAACCUCAGUGCCUGGAUUCCAUAUUGUAGCUUGGUCUUCAUGUUUAUUUACAUCUUCACUUAUGGACUUGGCCCAGGUUGUGUCAGUAGCGUCCUGAUUUUGGAGAUCUUCACUCAGUCCAGUCGACCCGCUGGUUUAAUGAUUAGUGGCACCUUACAGUGGAUUUGGCUCUUCGUUCUGGGGCUUGUUUUCCCUUUCUUGAUUGACACAAUAGGUCAGCUAUCCUUCCUGGUAUUUCUGGUGUCCUGUUCGUUUGCUGCAGUAUUUGUGUACACAAUGAUUCCAGAGACAAAGGGGAAAACACUUCUUCAGAUCUCCGAGGAGUUUGGGAAAAUGAACGAGGUGAACAGAAGCUGUGGCAACUUCCUCAACAAGAGGCAUGUGGUGCCAAACACCACCGAGGUUUUUGUUAUUGAAUCCAGCAGAUUGUGAUUGGUACAGAAGGUCCUACAUCAGUUCCUAUCAGUCAUCAGCCUUUGAAAGAGCUACCCAAUUAGUCCUAUUCCCCCGCUCUUUCCCCGUAGUCUUGCAGAUUGUUUCUCCAUCAAGCAAAUACCCAAUUCCCUUUUGAAAGUUAGUAUUGAAUCUGCUUUCGGCAGUCCAUUCCAGAUUGAAACAACUCGCUACGUAAAAAAAACUCUCCUCUUCUGCCCCUCCGGUUCUUUUGUAAAUUAUUUUGAACUUGUGUCCUCUGGUUACUGACCCACCCGACACUGGACACAGUUUUUCCUUAUUUACUCCAUCAAAACCCCUGUUGCAACACAUUUUCCUUAUUGUGUCUUUUAAUGACGGACCAAAACAAGGUGUAAUCAUUCUGGGUGAGAUCAGAUGUGUCGAAGGGCCUUCCUCAUCUAAACUAAUCUUCUGAACAACAUAAGGAUUCUCAGGAAUUGGAAAAUGUAACAAGACAACACAGCUGAGCCUGAGCUUGUCAUCUUCUGAUCCACACACCAUUACUUUCCAGCAGUGGACAGCAGACACAUAUUUUUACGAUGCAUCAAUAAAAUCCAAACAGGUCUUUACU
This is a messenger RNA of Callorhinchus milii (elephant shark), 2177 nucleotides long. Its product is annotated as solute carrier family 2, facilitated glucose transporter member 11-like. The record is from RefSeq and is marked provisional. Gene Ontology annotation, molecular function: hexose transmembrane transporter activity. Gene Ontology annotation, biological process: monosaccharide transmembrane transport. Gene Ontology annotation, cellular component: membrane. Lineage: Eukaryota; Metazoa; Chordata; Chondrichthyes; Chimaeriformes; Callorhinchidae.